Messenger RNA from Calliphora vicina (urban bluebottle blowfly), 2657 nucleotides. Its product is annotated as mucin-2. The coding region runs from base 67 to 2541 and encodes 824 amino acids. The transcript has 5 exons. NCBI's taxonomy places the organism in Eukaryota, Metazoa, Arthropoda, Insecta, Diptera, Calliphoridae. The record is from RefSeq and is a predicted model, not a curated record.
AAACAUAAUCAGCAUCAAGCAAUCAAGUUAUAUUAACUAAUCUUCACACGGCCUUUUAUAAACAAAAUGAAUAUUUGGACCAUAAUCUUGUUUUUAUUCAUAAAUGCACAAGUUGGUUUAUCGAACGAUGAUGGUCCUCUGUUGACUCAGACCAUCUAUGGAUUUUUGGAUUUUACCACUACAAUUGGUAAUACGGUAAUGGUUUUUUCGCCACAAAGUGCUCCAGCAUUAGUCUUAAAACCAGAAAUAAUAGCACCUGUUAUAAAGACAAAACCAGAAAAUGUGGCCCCCAUUAUAACGGAUGAUGCAAUAAAUCCUACUAAACUAAAAACAGUUAAUACGAAAUCAAAAACUCAAGGUUCUUCGAAAGGCAGCGAACAUAAAUUGAAACCACCUAAUGCUCUUGCCACCACCUCUACGCCUGCAUCUGCUCCGGUUCCAGUUACGGUUCCUAUCCCUCAAAAUGUUGCAAUUCCAAAUGAAAUUGUUAAAACGUCACUGACGCUUGAGAACGACGUACAAGAUCCUGAAUAUGAUUUACUCUCACGCCAACCGCCGCAAUUCAUUGAAGAGACUUAUCGUGUUGUAAAUUUAAAAUCGAAUAGCAAAAAUUCACGGACGCCCGUUGUUGUAACACCUGAGAAAAACACUGCCAGCAGUAUUGUUUUGAGCUCUAAGGCACCAUCGAGAUCCCAUAAGAACAAAAAAAAUAAGGUAAGGCCUUCUAGCACAUUGCAAGUACUGAAAACAGCCGCACCUGUGACACCUCAAAAAAACAGCAUUAGUAACAAAGUGACACUACGCAAUACAUCGUCGUCUUCCACUUCAUCCACAUCGACAUCCCGAAAGAGCAGUAAAAAGGGCUCAAGUCAUAGAGGAACUACAUCCACCACCCCUCAACCCGAAGAAGUAGUUAUUGUUAAAUCGACUACUACCAGAAACAAACCCAAAAGAAAAAACAAACACAAGAAUUCAUCGACCACAUCCAAACCCAGAUACUCUACGACAACAAGUUCUACCACUACAGAACAAGCGGUUCGGAGAGCAUUCAGACCAAAGUUGCAAGUAACUAACUCGGAUUUGGAUAGCAAUAACAAUUUACAUAUAACAAAACUCAAUCGUACACCAGGCCGAUGGCAAUACAAAACUUCACCCAAGCCCAGAAUAAACAUACGAAAGCCAGCGAUUGAGGCCAAUGGACCGGUGGGUUUGAACAAUGUUACCUCUUCAGCCAACAGCAAUUCAAACGUUUUUGCUGAUACAGCUUUAAGUGAAAAUAUCAAUGGUAACUUCUUAAACCAAAAUGUUAUCUACAAUCAAACCGAUUUGGAGAUAUCCGGUUCACAAAAUGGACCCAUCUUGAAUAAUAUCGAUCAAGAGGGAAAACAAAAAGUUUUUACCGAAACCAUAAAUGUUGAAAUAUCCACACCAGCAGAUUUUAAAGACACCUAUUAUGAAAUUGCAACUAUUAAGAAACCAUUUAUAUUCCAGGCUGGAGUUUUGAAAAAGACUCGUUUUAUAACAGUGACGUCGACCAUUGAAAAAUAUCUAACUCCAGAACCUUCUAUAGAGCCACGGAAUGACGACGAACCUUUGACUGAGAAUAUUCUAGCCGCAACGACCAAGGCGGAAGGUGUUCUUGUAGGCAGUAUAACAACUUUACCUCCCAUUUAUGUGAACGGUGAGAGCGAUACACCGAUUUUACAAACUAUAACUGAAUCGUUUAGUAUUGUAAACAAAAAAUUGAAAACUCAAAUUCUACCGGUUAUCAAUGAAAAUGAUAAUGAAACGACUUAUCACACACUGGUGCAAACGAUCGACUUGACUAGCCUCAUCACAGUUACGAAGACGACAUCGCCCCAAUUGGAAACGAAGGAAUUUAAUGGAUUUAAGGACUUUGUAGGCAACUUAGAUGAAGCGGGUUCUGAAAUAAACCUGGACUUGGAAUUUGGUGACGAAGGCAACCAGGAGAACGGUAGUGGUGAAUCUCAUAAAAACGACUUCGAUGGUGCACGAUUCAAUAAGACAACUCAACAAAUUCAGCCAACGUUUUCCACAGGUGUGCUAAAUCUGCCUUCACAAAACGUUAUUACAAACUCACGACCAGUCGUCAAAUUAGAGACUCUCUGGGAGUCCUAUGUGGUGCCAAUUACCAAUGGUCAAUCAACCACUUUUAGAACCUUAUCUAAGGCCAAGGGUGUUGUAGAGAAAACUGACUAUGUUAUUGAGACCACAACACUUUCGGUGCCGCCUCCAAUUCUACCACCCUCUACAAUAAAUCCCUUCUUAUUGAACCUUCCUCAACAAUUCCAAACGAUUACAUCACCCGUUGUCCACCAAACGAUAGUUACACAAACAGAGAGUAAAAUUUUAAAAUUAACUUUCGGCGCUAAAACCGCUUACACCACUCUAUACUCUACGCAAGUAGUACCUACUCUUCAGACCAUGUAUGUGACCACCUCAGUGCCUGUCCAGCCUACAGCAAAUCCAUUCCAAGGAUUUUUCCCUCAACCUUACAAUCCUUUUGCUUAUUUAGGUUAACAUCUCUAUCUUUUUCAAAUUAUACACACACUCACACACAUCCUUCUCGUUAUCGUAAAUAUCAUAUGGCGUAACCAACAUUUUUGCAAUCUGUUUAAUGUAAUAGAUAUUCGGUA